GUCCAAUUGUGUCUGUAAAUUUCUUCUAAAAACACUCCAAUGGCUAGGAAACACAGAAAACUCUUUCCUGCAGAAACUACCACAAACCAAACCCAAGACUGUUAUGGUUUUUGUGACCCAGCAUGCCCUUACAACUGCUACUCUAACCCAAACUACUACUUUUAUCCACCACCACCAUCUAUUUCAGCUUCUGAACACUCAAGCCAAGUUAACCAUAUCUCCUCCUACUUAAUCAUCCUCGUUUCUAUAUUCACAGUCAUAUUUGUUGUUGUUGGUUUCUAUGUGAUCAAAAUAAAGUGCUAUGCUGACUGGUGUGGCUGGAGAGUCAACGGAUCAGUUCCCUCUCAGCAAUCAGAAAACUCUGAUGAGCUUCUCAAUGAGAACCAAGUGGAUCACCCUGUGUGGCUCAUCUCCACAGUUGGUUUACAACAAUCAAUCAUAAAUUCCAUUACAGUGUGUAAGUACAAAAAGGAUGAGGGGUUGAUUGAAGGAACCGAGUGUUCUGUGUGUUUGAACGAGUUCAGAGAAGAUGAAACCUUAAGGCUCUUGCCAAAGUGCAACCAUGCUUUUCACAUCCCUUGUAUUGACACUUGGUUGAGAUCUCAUACCAAUUGUCCUCUUUGCCGAGCCGGUAUUGUCUCUAACAAUGUUAUUCCUGAAGCAGCCAUGUCAAAUUUGGCUUCAAUGGAGCAAGAAAAUACCAACUUGGGAAGAAAUCAAGAGACCCUGAUAGAGAAUUCAAGGAAUGAUACUGGAUUAAGCAACAAUAUGGUUAUCACUGGAGCCUCUGAAAACAUAGCUGGAACUGGGGAAGCAAGUGAAGAAGUAGAAUUCACUGAUGAAUCAAAUUCCAAGGAGCGAGUGAAUGUUGAUAGAUGUCAUGUUCAAGAGGUGCUCAAUGAUCAAAAUCAGAGUCCUGUGGUUCAAAAUGAUGAGAUACAAACAGAGGUGAAGUCUGUUUCACCUGAAAGCCACCACGUUGUUGGUCAUACACAGGAUUACACUGAGUUUCACACGGUUGAUGGUUAUUACUCAAAAAUGUGGAAAACAAUGCGUCGUGCCUCAAUUGAAGAGAGUUUACACAUAAGCCCGGUCUCUAUGAAAAGGUCAUUCUCCUGCAAUGGAAGGAUUCUAUGUACGAGAGGUUACAUGAGUCUAAACUCAACUUAUCCCUAUUAGAAUUUUCAAUUUAUUAAAGAUUAACAUAGUCAUUGC
Molecule: messenger RNA, 1215 nt
Organism: Gastrolobium bilobum
Lineage: Eukaryota; Viridiplantae; Streptophyta; Magnoliopsida; Fabales; Fabaceae
Product: RING-H2 finger protein ATL54-like
Exons: 1
Coding region: 40-1179 (379 amino acids)
Biological process (GO): protein ubiquitination
Molecular function (GO): transferase activity
Source: RefSeq, a predicted model, not a curated record